Messenger RNA from Papilio polytes (common Mormon), 2862 nucleotides. RefSeq names its product glutamate receptor ionotropic, NMDA 2B-like (gene Nmdar2). Gene Ontology annotation, cellular component: plasma membrane; postsynaptic membrane. The record is from RefSeq and is a predicted model, not a curated record. The transcript is spliced from 13 exons. NCBI's taxonomy places the organism in Eukaryota, Metazoa, Arthropoda, Insecta, Lepidoptera, Papilionidae. Gene Ontology annotation, molecular function: transmitter-gated monoatomic ion channel activity involved in regulation of postsynaptic membrane potential; NMDA glutamate receptor activity. The coding region runs from base 46 to 2826 and encodes 926 amino acids. Gene Ontology annotation, biological process: modulation of chemical synaptic transmission; monoatomic ion transport; synaptic transmission, glutamatergic.
CUGCCACCAUCGUCGCUUAUCGCGCUUAUAGCAUCAAAAGCCGAGAUGCAGGCGCGCAGUGCGCUGAUGGCGCUGGCGGCAUUGGGCGCGCUGGCGGCGGCGAGCGCAGAGCGCGCGGGCGGCAUCAAGGUGGGCGGCGCGGCGGGCGCGACGGGAGCGGGCGCCGGCGCUGGUGGCGCUCGGGACGGAGGGCGUGGCGGCGGGGUGCGGCUAGGGGGCGACGGGCUGCGGCGCGCGCGCACCUCGCCUGCGCCCGCCGCGCCCCGCACCCCCUCAGUCAUCACCGCCGCGCUCGUGGUGCCGCACAAGGCCUUCGGCGCGCGAGACUACACGCGCGCAGAGAAAGCGGCCCUAGCGAAACUGCCGCGGAAACUACAGAAACUCUUCUCGCAUGUGCGCCUCAACAUUACGCUUUCUAUGCAAGGCCUCACACCCAGUCCUAUGUCUAUCUUGGACUCGCUAUGUAAAGAAUUUUUAGCAGUCAACGUGUCUGCUAUCCUUUAUCUUAUGAAUCAUGAACAAUACGGGCGCUCUACUGCCUCUGCACAAUAUUUUCUACAACUUGCCGGAUAUCUUGGCAUACCGGUUAUCGCAUGGAAUGCGGACAACAGCGGGCUCGAGAAGCGAGCCGCGCACGCCUCGUUACGACUUCAGCUGGCCCCGUCCAUAGAACACCAAACCGCCGCCAUGUUGUCGAUAUUAGAGAGAUACAAGUGGCAUCAGUUCAGUGUCGUCACAUCUGCCAUUGCUGGCCACGACGACUUUAUACAAGCCGUCAGAGAAAGAGUCACCGCUCUACAAGACCGUUUCAAGUUCACUAUACUAAAUGCGAUUGUGGUGAAGAGAGGAUCAGAUUUGAAUGAGUUAGUGACGAGUGAGGCGCGGGUUAUGUUGUUGUACGCAACGAGAGAGGAAGCCGCUGAUAUUUUAUCAACGGCCAGAGAUUUACACCUGACAGGAGAAAACUUCGUAUGGAUUGUAACACAGAGUGUGCUCGGUUCUAUGCAACAACCCAACAAGUUUCCAGUUGGAGUGCUUGGUAUGUUAUUCGUUGCAUCAUUUUUAGUUUUGUACUUUAUGUCAUUGUAUAUUUACUUGAACACGUUAUUAUAUCAACCGACUCUAAUUGAAUUCACACCAGAAGGGGAAUUGAAGGCUGCUGAAUUAAAAAUCAUGAACCUUAGACCGGCUAUGGGUGAACAGUUGGUGUGGGAAGAAAUUGGGACAUGGAAUUCUUAUCCACGAGAAAGGUUAAUAAUAAAAGAUAUCGUAUGGCCCGGCGGGCUACACACUCCGCCACAAGGCGUACCAGAGAAGUUUCAUAUGAGGAUAACAUUUUUGGAGGAACCACCAUAUAUUAAUCUUGCGCCGCCGGACCCUGUAAGCGGACGAUGUUCUCUUGACCGGGGGGUGAUAUGCCGUGUUGCGCCCGAAGUGGACGUUGCUGGAAUAGAAGCAGGGACAGCACACAGAAACAGCUCGUUGUAUCAGUGCUGCAGCGGCUUCUGCAUCGACCUGCUACAGCAGCUGGCCGAGCAGCUCGGCUUCACGUACGAGCUCGUGCGGGUGGAGGAUGGCCGCUGGGGCACGCUGCACCAUGGCAAAUGGAACGGUCUCAUCGCGGAUCUUGUCAAUAAGAAAACUGACAUGGUUCUAACAUCAUUAAUCAUAAAUUCAGACCGCGAGGCUGUUGUAGACUUUAGCGUACCCUUUAUGGAGACGGGAGUAGCGAUCGUUGUGGCGAAAAGGACCGGUAUAAUAUCGCCAACGGCCUUCUUGGAACCCUUUGACACGGCGUCCUGGAUGUUGGUGGGCGCCGUCGCGAUACAGGCCGCCACAUUCUCUAUAUUCUUCUUCGAGUGGCUCUCUCCGAGCGGGUUCGAUUGCUCGACUGGGAAUAAUUCAAAACGCAUCCCUCAAAACAGGUUCUCACUUUGCAGAACGUAUUGGAUUGUGUGGGCUGUAUUGUUUCAGGCGUCUGUCCAUGUGGACUCUCCGCGAGGUUUCACGGCUCGGUUCAUGACGAACAUGUGGGCGAUGUUCGCGGUGGUGUUCCUCGCCAUAUACACUGCCAACUUGGCGGCAUUCAUGAUCACCCGUGAGGAGUUCCACGAGCUGAGCGGGCUGGACGACCCGCGGAUAGCGCGGCCUCUGUCCCAGCGGCCACCUCUUAAGUUCGGCACGGUGCCCUGGUCGCACACGGACGCUACUCUCGCUAAAUACUUUCCAGAACCCCACGCGUAUAUGGCACAGUUCAACCGGAGUACGGUAGGCGCUGGCGUCACGAGCGUACUCACCGGAGAACUCGAUGCGUUUAUAUAUGACGGCACAGUACUCGACUAUUUAGUAUCACAAGACGAAGACUGCCGGCUUCUAACAGUAGGUUCGUGGUAUGCGAUGUCCGGCUAUGGAUUAGCGUUCACGCGUAAUUCUAAAUAUCUUAGUAUGUUCAACAAAAGAUUGCUAGAUUUACGUUCGAACGGAGAUCUUGAAAGAUUACGCAGGUAUUGGAUGACGGGUACAUGCAAGCCUAACAAGCAGGAGCACAAGUCGUCGGACCCGCUGGCACUGGAGCAGUUCCUGUCGGCGUUCCUGCUGCUGAUGGCGGGCAUCCUGCUGGCGGCGCUGCUGCUGCUGCUGGAGCACGUCUACUUCCGCUACGUGCGCGACCACCUCGCCGCCUCCCGCGUCGGCUCCUGCUGCGCCCUCGUCUCGCUCUCCAUGGGUAAUGUUCACCGCGCCCUACAACUCUGUAUACACUACCGUUUUCCUGAUAAUUUAAGCAACUACACGAUCAAAUUAAAUAAUCUACCUAAUGUUGUUUAAUAUCUACGCAAAUGUCUAAUUAUGUACUAGUUUAGC